CAACCGUUCGUGUCGCCACCCCGCUCUUUUUUCCUCCAUUCAACCUCGCGCUUCAGGUGGAAAUGGAGACCUUGACCUCUCUCUCUCUCUUCCCUUCCCCCACCUCUCUCUCUCUCUCUCUUCCCUUUGUUCUUUUUUUCUUCUUCUUCCUUGCAUUCUUGAUUCCGCGGUUGCGCCACCGGCCAUGGCUGCCUCCCUCAAGACCGCCGCCGUCGACCUAAAGGCGGCUGCCGCCCGCCGCCUCCGCCGCGGCCGACCCCCCGUGGCUACCUGGAAGAGCCGGAUCCUGGCCGUCGCUCUGCUCGCUACCGCCAUCACCGCCGUCCUCACCGGCGUCGUUCCCUUGUCCCCCACCAUCAGUUUCCUCUUCCCUCCCUCCACCUUUCCUACGUCCUCCUCCGCCUACGCCAAUUCCUCGGUAUCCCUUCUCUCCGUCAACCCUCCUCCGCCUCCUCUUAGUCGCCACCCAAUUCCUAAACGAGCAGCCUCUCGUCCUUCUCCAAUCCGGAAUCGUGGUUCCGCAGGCGUAAAUUCUGGUGCGGGUGAUGCAAAGGAAUCUUUUUUGUCGAUGUCACCAGAUGAGCAACUCAGGUAUGCCAAGAUGGAGAUUGAGAAUGCCCCUUUAGUUGUGGAUGAUCCUGAGUUAUUUGCCCCCUUGUUUCGAAAUGUAUCAGUUUUCAAGAGGAGCUAUGAACUGAUGGAAAGAAUUCUGAAAGUUUAUAUCUAUGAGGAUGGGCCAGCACCCAUUUUCCACACUCCAGAGCUUCAAGGCAUCUAUGCAUCUGAAGGAUGGUUCAUGAAAUUGAUGGAAGAGAACUGGCGAUUUGUGGUGACAAAUCCAAGCAAAGCUCACUUAUUCUACCUUCCCUAUAGUUCGCGUCAGCUAGGACUUACUCUCUACGUGCGUAAUUCACAUAAUUUGAGGCCCUUAUCACUCUUCUUGAGGGACUAUGUGAACAUGAUUGCUGCCAAAUAUCCUUUCUGGAAUCGAACUAGAGGAGCAGAUCAUUUUCUAGUUGCUUGCCAUGAUUGGGGGCCUUACACAACAACAGCCCAUGAAGAGCUGCGUGAGAACACCAUCAAAGCUUUAUGCAACGCAGACGUUUCGGAGGGAAUUUUUGUUCGUGAGAAAGAUGUGUCACUCCCUGAAACAACCAUCAGAUCACCAAAAAACCCCCUCAGAAAUGUAGGUGGUGGAAAACCUGUUUCCAAGCGUUCUUUUCUUGCAUUCUAUGCUGGGAACAUGCAUGGGAGGGUCAGACCCAUCCUGAACAAGUAUUGGGGUGAUGAUGAAGAUAUGAGAAUCUACCGUCGCCUGCCAAACAGGGUAUCCAAAAAUAUGUCAUAUGUCCAACACAUGAAGUCGAGCAAAUUCUGCAUCUGUCCUAUGGGCUAUGAGGUAAACAGCCCAAGGAUUGUGGAGGCUAUAUAUUACGAGUGUGUUCCAGUGAUCAUAGCAGAUAAUUUUGUGCUUCCUUUUGAUGAAGUGUUAGAUUGGAGUGCUUUUUCAGUUGUUGUAGCAGAGCAGGAUAUACCUAACUUGAAAAAUAUUCUUUUAGGAAUUCCUCUCAGGAGAUAUAUGUCUAUGCUUGCUGGUGUGAAGAUGUUGCAGAAGCACUUCUUGUGGCAUGCCAAGCCACUGAAGUAUGACAUUUUUCACAUGAUUCUGCAUUCAAUUUGGCUUAACAGAUUGAACCAGAUUCAACUUCAGCAGUAACAAUGUUUGCUGCAAUAAUUCAUGCAAGCUUAUCAAGUUAGAAUAUCAUUGUUUAAACAUGAGAGCUUCUUUGUCAUCUUGAACCAUGAGGAGACUGAUUACUAUUUGGUAUGCCCAUUGGAGAAGAUGAUUUGAGUUAAAGCCUGUCCUUGAUACAAAAAUCUGAUUUGUAUAUGUUUCGAGUCUUUUUCCACCUGGCAGACUGGCUGGUUUUCAUAGUUGAAGAUCCAGAGGUUUGAACACAAAUGUUUCUCCAAUGAGAACAGGCAGUCGGAAUAGGGAAGUUCACUUCAGGUAUGAAAGCAUAUGUUGUUUUAUCUUGUUUUGGUUUUUAUGUUGAUUGAGGUCAAUCAUUCUCUAUUUAUUCAAAAUAAUAAUGGCCAUCAGGCAUGAGGGUCUUUGGUACCCAAUUAGAUAAAAAUCGAGAAAUACAGUGGAUCUCCACAUCCAAAGUUCGAACCAUGGGCCUCUCAUAACUGCAGAGGGGUGCCAACCAGCUCAAACAAGGUUGGUUGGCAAGGGGAAUUAACUCUUUCUUUGUUCAUAUUUGCCACCAUCAGAUUCCUGGUAAAUAAAAAAUGACAUGCCCAACAGUAACAAUUUUAUUCCAAAUUUUGGUGCUUUGUUUGCAGGUUCUUUUUCCGUAUUUUGAGGGCAAGGGAGGGAUCCCAUCUGACUUCAUUGAGAGGAUCUUUUGCAGGUCUAUUAUUUUGUAGAAUUUUUUGUAAACAGCAGAAUGGAAGAGCACCAAGAAAUGAUCCACAACUCAAGUAAUUCUUCAACACUUGUGGAAUAAGAAGAGAGAUUGUAAAGUUGGUACUCCUACCCUAUUCAAGAAUUCUUUCAAGAAUAAUUCCCAUUGUAUGUUACACAUAAAAGAUAGCGCGUGAUUCUUUUGUAACUUCCUGAGUGAAUUCCUUUUUUGGCAAUAUCUAUGACGGUAUCAUCAUUGAACA
This is a messenger RNA of Phoenix dactylifera (date palm), 2673 nucleotides long. NCBI's taxonomy places the organism in Eukaryota, Viridiplantae, Streptophyta, Magnoliopsida, Arecales, Arecaceae. The record is from RefSeq and is a predicted model, not a curated record.